Molecule: messenger RNA, 1434 nt
Organism: Leguminivora glycinivorella
Lineage: Eukaryota; Metazoa; Arthropoda; Insecta; Lepidoptera; Tortricidae
Exons: 2
Coding region: 271-1212 (313 amino acids)
Biological process (GO): DNA recombination; DNA integration
Molecular function (GO): DNA binding
Source: RefSeq, a predicted model, not a curated record
UUCACAUUCGAUAAAGAAAACAUAUAAAAAACCUGCAUAUAAUCAGGAAAACUACAGGGGGGCCCCUCGUUACCAACAGAAACCAUACAACAGGAGCGGGCCCAAACGCCAAACAUACAAGAGCUCCCACUACAAGAACCACUACAAGACCCACUCAUACAAUCAGACGAAGAAAUCCAAACCGGAAGAAAAACCUGCACGGAAAUAACGGAGCUGUCACCCCUUGCAUCAACAGCUUAUCCUGGUGGCAGGAAUCUUGUCAGGCAAGCCAUGAUAAGACAAGCAGUUCCAACAGCCUCGUUAGAUACUAUGCUAGCAUCAUUAUCUAAUAACACAUUGAAGCAGUAUGAGGUCACUUUUAAAAUUUGGUGGCAUUAUUGUCAAGAGAACCGGAUGGAUGCAUUAUGCUCAUCCGUUCCAAAAAUAAUGCAAUUUUUAUCAAUUCAGUUCAACAAAGGCGCGUCUUACGGAACGCUUAAUUCACAUAAAUCUGCCCUUUCGUUAAUCAUUGGUAGUCGGAUAGGUAAAGAUGAACGGAUAAAACGACUUCUUAAAGGCUUUUAUAAGUCAAAACCACCAAUGCCUCGAUAUAAAGCCACUUGGAAUCCAAGCAUUGUUUUAAAUACUUUAAAGACUUGGCACCCAUGCUCCUCUUUAAGCUUGGAAACUUUGACCAAAAAAGUAGUUACCUUAAUAGCAUUAUGUACAGCCCAAAGAGUUCAAACGCUUUCAUUAAUGAAAAUAAGUAAUAUUACUUGCCUUGAAUCCGGAAUACACAUAAAUAUUACAGAUUUAAUAAAAACAUCUGCUCCAGAUCGUCCUCAACCUGUAUUAGCUUUACCUUUUUAUAAGGAGACAGAAAUUUGCCCUGCUGCUUCAUUACAAUAUUACAUCAAUUAUACUAAAGACAUUAGAAACACAAUCGACAAUUUGUUUAUUACAACAAAACGACCAUAUAAAGCGGCCACCCCAUCCACGUUAAGUCGCUGGAUUAAAACUACGCUAAAAAACUCGGGAAUUGAUACCAAUAUUUUCAAGAGUCACUCGGUUCGACAUGCUUCGACAUCUUCAGCUAGCAUUAAAGGUGUAUCUAUAGAUAUUAUUAGAAAUACUGCAGGCUGGACAGGGUCAUCACAAACAUUUGCAAAAUUUUAUAACAGGCCUAUUGUUAGAGACCCAAACAAUUUUGCAAAUACUAUCUUAUCGUUGUAGCCAAUAGUAUAGAUUCUGGACUGUAGUCGUUAGACAUGUAUAAGUAUUUCAGGAAAAUUAUUUGUUUUUUGGUUUGAUAGUUUAUAUUAACUGCAAGAGAGCAGAAUAAGCGUUAUUAACAAAUGUUAAACGUUAUAAUUAUGUGCUUGUUUGUACAAGUUACAUUAAUAGUGGUUAUUUUCUUUUAAGUUUAGUUGCAGAAGAGCAGUAUAUUUUAUUUUG